Molecule: messenger RNA, 1642 nt
Organism: Zea mays
Lineage: Eukaryota; Viridiplantae; Streptophyta; Magnoliopsida; Poales; Poaceae
Exons: 10
Coding region: 976-1296 (106 amino acids)
Biological process (GO): lipid metabolic process
Source: RefSeq, marked predicted
CCCAUGCCCGCCGCUCCCACCCGAGAUGGUUAGCGCCCCUCCUCCUUCCGGUCCCUUCCCCUGCCUCGGCCGGCCAGCCAUGGAUUCACCAAGCGGGCUCUGGUGGCGGCCGGCGCCGUCGUCGUGUCCUCCAUUCCCGUCAACCCCCUCGAUGUCGCCAAGGAGCAGGACGAUGCAGUGGGGCAGCAUCUCUAAUCAUUUAAGCUUCAAAUUAACCAGUCCAUUAUAUUAUGCAACUCUGUGAAUAGAAUUGAGCUACUGGCUAAGAAAAUAACUGAACUCGGUUAUUCAUGCUUCACAUUCAUGCUAAGAGCCUAAGAUGUUGCAAGACAACAGAAACUGAGUGUUUCAUGAGUUUCAUAAUGGUGCUUGCAGAAACCUUUUGUGCACAGAUAUGUUUACCAGACGAAUUGAUAUCUAGGCUAUUUAUGUGGUUACUAAUUUUGACUCCUCUAAGACAUAUUUACACAGGGUUGGUCGUUAUGGGAGAUAUGGGCACCUUGGUUUGGCAGUGAACUUGACCACUUACAAAGAUUGUUUCAACUUAUAUAGUAUUGAUAAAAAAAACUUGGAACGGAAAUUAAGACAAUACCCCCACAAAUUGACCUGUUUGUAUACUGCCAAUGAUGAUAGCGACAGCUUCAUGAGCGUCAGGCACAUUUUAUUUAUUUUGACCUGUUUGUAUACUAACUUAACACAAGCUUUUUUGUCAAUAACGUGGGAUUCGGAAUUUUCUGAGCUUUGUGUAGUGGAGGAGGAGGAGAGGCCCAUGUCGGUGGAGCUGGAACCCAUCGCCAGCGAGCAGCAGCUUAACUAGGUCCUUGGAGAGGCGUAGCAGCUCCAGCUCCUCAUCGUCCUGCUCUGUACAAAAGAUGAUAUUGAUUUUGUGGCUGGUUUCAUUUGUUGGAAUGCUCUUCAACUUUCUUACGCUCAUUUACAUUGCUUUUCUCUGCGGUAAAUUGCUGGCUUAAAUGCAUGCUGCUUGAACCCUAUAAUCAGAUAGACCAUCCCGAAUGCAAGUCAAGGCCUGAUAGUGGUCUUUCUGCAAUUACAGAGCUGGACCCUGGUUAUAUAACAGGUCCUCUCUCUUCAGUAUGGAAAGAAUGGGUCAAAUGGUGUGUAGAGUUUGGCAUUGAAGCUAAUGCAAUUAUCGCUGUUCCGUAUGAUUGGAGACUGCCCCCAUCAAUGCUUGAGGAGAGAGAUCUGUACUUUCACAAAUUAAAGUUUGUAACACUUGCCUCAACUUGUUAUGAAGCAACCAAAUGCUAUACAUCUGUUAGGAUCAGUAAGAGUUAAUGGCCCAGUGACGGAUUCAAGGUAUCCUGCUCACCAACAGAUCCCACAAGCAUACGGUUACCGCCAAAUGCCUGCAAGGUUGGACAGUACCAACCCAUCACAGGCCAUGGGAGGUUACACGCUGCAGUCACAGAAGGAAACAUUAUUUGAAGAGUUGCCAUUUUGAAGAGUUACUCGAAUCCAAUAUUUUGCUCUUUUGAAUUCCUUGGUGUACACUGGCAAAUAUUAGCAUAUUUGAAGAGUUGCCAUUUCGAUCAUCAUCUUCAUUUGUACUUUUUGGGUCAGAUCUAAUAAAGCAUCAGCAUUAAAUUUACAAUGAUCACCUAAAUCCAUGGUUUUUAUUGCC